CUGCUGCUGUUGCUGCUGCUGCCGCCGCCGCCGCCGCCGCCGGAGACGACGUCGACGACGACGACGACGACGACGACGACGACGAAGAAGACGACACACGGGCGUGCGUACCGUCGUGUCACCGAACUCCGCCUCGGUCGCUCGCGCUCGAGAUCGGACGUCGCGGAAUCGCGACAGGCGUUCCCCUUCCUCACCCCCCUCGCCCCUCGUGUGUGCCUGGUGUCGCGCUCGCGUUCGCCGCAUUCGCGAGAUCGCCUCGUUACGGUCCCGUGCACCUCGACGCCCGUGUCGGAACACCUUGUCUGGAGGGCGGGAGCGAAAAACGGAGGAAGAGAGAGCGAGCGAGAGAGGCAGAGGGACACACACACACAAGGGAAGAAAGGAAGAGGGAGACAGAGGCGCCCUGGCCGCUCGCGAAGGAUCGUCCUGGACGACGUUCGCUCCUGUCACUUUCGUGCCGAGGCCGAUACGGAUCGCGCGGCGGCGGCGUCCCGACGACGACCGAUGCCCCGUCGGAGGAUUCAACCCGGUAACCACGGUGUCGUCGCGACCGCGCUGUCGUGCGUCGGUGCAUGUUAGUGCAUCAUGUGAUUGCUUCCACGGGCUGCUCUCCUCUUCUACUUCGCCACGGUGACGGAUACUAGCCAGCGUGAAGGAUGCAGGAACUGACAUUCCCGCGUCGGAAAGGGAUUCUCACCCCAGUAUCGGUGUUGGUGCUGGUGAUACUACCAUUGGUCGAUUUACCCUCCGCAAACGGAGCUUGCGAGUUUCCAUCAAGUUGGUCGGGAGAAUGGUAUCAGUAUGGCAAGCAGCACACAGUCGUUAUAAACACGACCGUUCUCGGGGAACGAGCAUGCAUCGAAAGAAUGGACGACAAAUACGUCGUAUACGGCGAAAAUUGUUAUCACUGUAUGAUCAUCAACGGACGCCAUGAGAACGUUAUUCAGUAUCGUGAAGGUUGGUGCAACACGGAGCGAACGAGUUUGGAAGAGAUGUGCGCGAUAAUUACUUCGGACGAUACGCUCUAUUCGAUGUUCCGUAUGAACUCGAAACCGAUAUCUUGUCCCUUUAGCGGGGCAUCAUUCCAAUUCACGUACAAUCGGGGUUACGGUGAGUGUGUUCAGCCUAUAAGUCUCGCGGAGAAGUGUACCGACGAGAGCAAGCUUCUCCUGAAGUAUCAAGCAUGCCCGGACGUUACGGGGACUGAGAGCAAUACCGAGGAGCUACAAUGUCUUGCCAUUUGGAACGAUGGUCGCAAUAAAUAUCUAGUGGGAACCUUAAAAGAGAGGAGCGCACUAACGAGUGGCACAAGAACGUACAGAUGUUUCCUAUACGAAGAAAAGUCUCAUCAUCAGGGGAAGAUGAUUUAUUUACUUGCACAGUCCGGCGACCCGACUUGCAACGGCCUAACUACAGUUUUUGAAGGUUCACCCACCAUAAAACUAACGAAAGUCGACAAAGAGCACAGUAGAUGCAAAUAUCCGGCCUGGGUAACUCAACACCAUGACUGGCACUCUCUCAAUGGCUCGAAAAGCUAUCACUUUACAAACAAGAACGCCACGCUAAGAGUAAAAAUGCAAACAGAGAAUACAAACGAUGAGACCAUUCAUGAGGAAAAAAUCGUUUGUCACAAUUUGGAGAAGCUGUAUCCGAAUGACAAUAUGCAAGGGAAUAAAGUGAAACUGGUUGCUCACGUCACCAGCGGCUGCGACAUUGGUUACGUUUGCAUGAUAUUUCACAAAAGAGACAGCCAUAUCAUCGAGAUACAGCAAUCAGCUCAAAAAGCUAUUAUGCCAGAAGAGGCGUGUUCAAUCUCGGAUCCCUCCAUGAUGCCGUAUACGACCUUAAUAACCACGUCCCUGCAUCAAAGAAGGUGUCCUAAUUCAGGACGGUACAAGAUUUUGGAUUUUGCUCCGUCACAUGCGUUGUCGACCGCCGUAUCGAGACGGCAGCGACGUAGCGAUUCGUCGAGAACAACCAAGAGGCGGACUUGGCAAGAGAACAUCGAAGACGAGGAAUGCAGAAAUACAAAUGUUCAAGUAGGCUGCACCUCCGAUCAAGCCGAAAUAAUAAUCGGCAAUACGUGCGAACAUGAGAAGAUUGCCUAUUUUUGUCACGGUAGCUGGGAAGAGAAAGGAAUGUGGUAUACGAUAGCGUCGCAACGGAAUUCCGAAGGCAGUCUGGGACAAACGUUUUGUUUUUCCAUGCUUCUCGAAGGUGUCAGAGACAGAGGUGGUAGGCAGAAGCAACAGGAAAAAGAAUUAUGGCUAUCGAGGCCAUCGCGUACUUGUCAAAGAGAAGCCAAGGAUGAAUGGACGUACAGAUUGUCUAAUCAAGGAGUAUGCGAGGACUUAAUGAAGGCUUCAAACGCGGCAUCAGCCUCAUCGUUGUCCCAGCUUCUGUUUAUCUUACAUAUAGCAGCUUACGCCGCUAUUAAUACGCUGUGCGUAUUACUUUCGAGAUGAUCUGCAGCUAUUAUGUAAGACUGUCAAAGUACUGUAAUUUCCAGCACGAAUUCUCAGGUAUUGCGUGUUUCUGGAAGUGUAUAUAGCUCUAACAGUUUGAUAGCUAUUGACCGAACGAUGAGCUGUCAAUACAUAAGUAAGAGGUAGGAAAUGUGCAGCUAAACCGUUAUUACUGACAAUAUUAAUUUUCGUUUCGUUGAAACAGCCUAAUUACAUAAAUGGAUUACGAUUGUUUCCAAUUGGAAAUGAAGCGACUUAUACACGCUUGUAAAUUAUUUUUUUAUACGUACAAUACUUAUUGUAAUUUACUGCAGAUUAGUAUUUUAAACGAGUGACCAAACUCUGGACUACUAGUUUCGAUAUAACGUUUUAACAAUAAUUUUUUAUGUCUAACUUUUGAUUGUUUAUACGUUUUUAAUUCUAUGCGAAGGGAAGAACCGAAAUGACACAUUCAGGACUAGAAAAAAAAAGACAUCGUAAAUAUAAAUUUCAAAUACAAAAUAUUCUAUGUAAACUAUAUAUUUCAAAUAUUCAAUAUUGUUGAAAAUGUGAUUUUAAACAAUACAAAAGAUAUUCUCGAAAAUUUUACUUUGGGAUACAAGAUAACGAAAUAGUAUUUUGUAUCUUAAGCUUUUUUGGGUUAUACACAUUUGAAAUACUACCUAGUCCUGAUAUAAUACUUCUGAAUUUUGAAAGUGUAUAAUUUACGGGACAGCCUCGAAUCACGACCACUCUUUUGAGUAUUUAAACUCAAAGACUCAUGUACAUUAUUAAGUACUAUCGCGUUAUUGUAAAUAUGAUUAGGGUAUAAGUAAUUGAGAUUUUAAUUGGAUUAUUUUCGAGUAAAGAUUGCUAUGUAAUUACAAUUUGAUAGAUUAAAUUCAUAUUUGGAUCUAACGUAAUAUAUAUAGCACAUAGGUUUUAUCUUAUAGCUAGUAUAUUAUAUAUAUAUAUUUGUACAUAAUACAAUUGAGAUAUUGUAUAAAGACUGUUUCUAAAAGAGUAUAACAAUUAUACCGCUCACGAUAUUGCAUUUUGUCACUGGGAGUGCGUGCAUUUUCAAGGAUAUUCUCGAGAUCGGCCUCGCAAUAGGAGAUCCGCAAGAGUACGACACUCGUGCUACGCUAUAGAUAUAUGUACGUAUAUGUAUAUGUGUGUGUGUGUGUGUGUAUAUACAUACAUACAUUCAUGCAUAUAUAUAUAUAUAUAUAUAUAGAUAUAUAUAUAUAUUUGUAAACCAAAAUAAGUUUAAAGAAAAAAAUAAAAUAGAUAGAUUGACAAAAAAUUUCACAAUUUCUCUAAUAUAAAAUUGACAUUAUGAUUAUGAAAUUUGUCAGAAACAAAAUUAUAGCAAACAUUUAAAAUUUCUAAUAAUAAAAUUUGAAUAACAAUAAGAUAUUGGUAUGUAAAUGCACGACUAAUUAGAUAUGACUUAUUUUCUUGUAUAAUUUACAUACAUGUUCAAGUUUAUCAAACUGUGUACAGAAUAAAUUUUCAAUGUUGAUAGUUCUCAACAAGAAUAGUAAUAUCACAAUAUUCAUAUUUGUCAAUCGAUAUAACAGAGAUUUUCAAUGAAUCUGACGCAAAGGUGGGCAGGUGUAGUACAUUUGCGGAUGCAUUAAGACUUGUACUAGUUGCGCGUGUGUAGUGCUUUUGCAUUUCUAGCAUAGAGUUAGUGGAUGUCGGAAUAGAUCGAUUACGCAUCUCGUUCUUGUCAUCGAUGAUAUACACAAUUCGAUGCGCGCUAUUGGCAUUUUUCGAUCAAUGUACGCUGAGUAUGUAUAUCACGAUGAGGGGAUUUCCUCUGAAUACCGAGUGAUAUGUUUUUUCGGCAGCCUGAUACGCGUGUGAUCUCUGGCGCGAGAUUUAUACGUACUGUACAAAUACUGGCGACUAGGCCUUAGGUAUUUCGUAUGCUUUUUUCUUCUACAUUUUCAUUAAUUAAGAUAGCGUAGCAGAGAUACUUACAACCUGGUGAUAAAUUAUACUGUAUUAAUCGGUUAAUUCCGAGAACGUUAUUUAUAUCAUCAUUGUAUCUUUACAUUCCGUAUAACGUACUUCGUAUGCGGAGACUCGGGUGGUACAAAAAGUUUAAAGCAAAGAUACACUUUAUUUUGAUGUUUCGAAAUAUUUAUUUCUACAGUUAAACGUUAUUAAAAUAUCAUAAACUUUUAUUCCCAACGUUUCGGAGGAAUAAUACGAUAAAGCGUUGAGAUUUAAAGAUGCUAGUCCGCUCACAUAACAUUGGCAACAUUAGAGCAACGGUCAGCUUCGUGAAAGUGUAGUAACAAAAAUAAUGGAGAAUCUCAACUAGAACUGAGACGCAUAAGUCAACGAAAUUUUGUACCGACUCGAGUAAAUCAAGUAGAGAUGAUAGCAUAAUAAGUCUACAAUGAUAUCACGAACGGAAGAAGAAAAACCGAGAAUACGGUCCAUUGUGCGAAUCUCAAUAGUUUCAUAUUUUUCUCAAAUGAAUGCAUUGAAAUAUGUACAUAUACAAAGUUUUAUUGAUCAUACAUGUGGUGCAUAUAUAUAUUACAUAUAUACAUAUAUGUGCACACAUACAUACACAGACAUGUACUUGCAUACAUCAUGCCACAUGCUCGCGUAAUUAAGGGAAACGAUAUAGAAAGGAGCAGUGUGUAGAGGAACAUACGAGUAUAUCUACGCGGACAUACAUUCUAUUAUAUACUACAUUUUAGUCGGAUCUACAUCCAUUAACUCUGUGAUAUCCAUCACAUCUAGGCGCAAACGUGACAGCCAAAACGAAAAAAAAAAAAAAAAAGAAAAUAAGUGAACGAAGCUGAGCUCUAAAGGCAUUUUUUUACUGUAUAUAUCAUAUAUUUUCUAAAUAAUGGACUGUUCCGGAAUUCACAGGAGAUUUGUUGAUGUGCGAAAGUGUAUGGAUUCGGAUUAUUAAAUAUUUGAACAUUUAAAUAACAAAGACAGAUUCUUAUUUUUGUACAAAUAGGAUGACCCGUCGCGAUAUCCUACCCUCCCCCGCACACACGGAAACUCUCACACGCUAAACGAAAACGUAGUCAUAUACAUACGAAUAUAUUUUGCGUAAGUUUUAUAACUAUCGCAUUAUAGAUAUAUCGUUAGCGUCAUUUUCCGAAAGCAGAAAGCAACUCUCGAUUUUAGAGGUCUAGUUCAUUAUUGCCGUCGCCAUUAUUUUUAUCGUCGCUACUGAUAUUAUCAGCCUAACUAGCGUUCUGUUAUAUUGUACAAUUAUCGUUUCAUGCGCUACUUUGAGACGACAUCCAAUAGUAGCGAUAUAUAUAGUGCAGGCCUUGUUACUUUACGCGUGUUUGAAUGCGAAACAGAAACGACAACCGAUGCCUUAUACAAUUUCUAAUGCCUUAUGCGAAUCACAAAAGUACGAACGGUUGGUUAUUUUCCAUCUUAGAGUGUCUCGGUACAACAGUUUCCUUUGGCAAAAUUCGACUGCUACACACUGUGCGUGCGUAAUAUAUUAUGAAACUUAAAUUGUCACCCCUAUUGCGUGAAACAUGCGAUGAUCCCCCGUAUGCGGCUAUAUUGAAUUCCGGAAACAGAUAUUACACGAUGUUAACUUUAAUAUUUCUAAAGUAAGCUAUAACUUGUAAGGUGUGGAAACGAAAGGGAAGAGAGAGAGAGAGAGAGAGAGAGAGAGAAAGAGAGAGGCGGAAGAGAUAUGAGUCGGCAGAGACGAUAACUCACGAGUUUUGUACAUCCACAUGCGCACACGUAUAUUUUGUUUAUUGCUGUGAUGAAUUACAUUAUAAAUAUUUAGCGUAUAAGGCGGUUUGAAUGCGGCUUUUCUUGCCAUUCUAAUAUAAUUGCGAGCAUUAGUCACACUCCCCGUUCGGAUGUAAGCCUCUUAAAAACCGUACGGAUAUGGAACGACGACCUAUUUAUCCUCGAUGUAUUUAAUUGUACGAUAUUUACACGGCAUCCUCUUGUAAAGCGCCUUGGAUAAACGAUUCGUCCAGGAUGCGACUCGCCGCAACGACAAUUUCGUACAGAAGAAAAGAGAAAUGAAAGAGAGAAGAUAUCCGAUUUAUUUUGCUACGCGCGUGCGGAAAUAUGCGAGAACAAACUACGCCGAGAUAUGUUUAUCCUCGCGCAAAACUGACACGGUACUUACUCAACGACGCUAAUAUAACAGGGAGACUUUUCUUAAUAAAUAAAAAGAUUAUUGCCAACACA
This is a messenger RNA of Monomorium pharaonis (pharaoh ant), 6656 nucleotides long. RefSeq lists its product as uncharacterized. The record is from RefSeq and is a predicted model, not a curated record. NCBI's taxonomy places the organism in Eukaryota, Metazoa, Arthropoda, Insecta, Hymenoptera, Formicidae. The coding region runs from base 657 to 2465 and encodes 602 amino acids. The transcript is spliced from 13 exons.